Messenger RNA from Xyrauchen texanus (razorback sucker), 3357 nucleotides. RefSeq names its product cilia and flagella associated protein 144 (gene cfap144). The record is from RefSeq and is a predicted model, not a curated record. Bases 67 to 474 code for a protein of 135 amino acids. Lineage: Eukaryota; Metazoa; Chordata; Actinopteri; Cypriniformes; Catostomidae. Gene Ontology annotation, cellular component: ciliary base. The transcript has 4 exons.
ACGUGAUUCGGCGAGCAUCAUACAAGCAAAUAUUUGUCAUUAAUAAUAAAUAGUACAUUCUUAAAUAUGGCAAAACCUACAGAAAAAGAUCCCGUGGACAUAGUUCAUCAAAAUGCUAUUCACGUGGAGACAAUAAUGAAGGAGCUGAGACACCAGAAGCUUUACACAGAGUUUAACAUCAACCCCUUCAAGAAACUGCACAUCCUGACAGAUAAGCCCAUGACCAACAUCAUAUAUGGAAAAGAAAAGGAGGACCCUGCUUUUCUCAGGAUCAUUCAUGGGGCCUGUCUGGAGCCAACAAAGAAGUACACCCACCCUCAGACUGAAGCACAAGAGAUAGGCUGGUUAUCCAGUCCUCUGCUUGUCUCAGAUCGGAGCGACAGACGACUAAACUUUCCACGGCAGAACUCUGAAAUCACGAAAUACAUGGACGCUGCCUGGCGCAUGACGGAGCAGACAAAAAAUCUUGGAUAACAGUUUGGGUUGUAUUUUCCUGAUGCCAUAUAACAUUAAUACUAUCAAAUGCUGGAUAGGAUAUGUGGACAUUUUCAAGUGGCCAUUCUUUUAUGUCGGAAAUAAACAUACUUAAUAUGCACGUAAUUUUGUUUCAGAGAGAAAUAUUCCGCAUUCAGUACUUCUAAACUUCUAAAGUUAAGUUCAAUCGACAGCAUUUGUGGCAUAGGCUAAUAUUGAUUAUCACAAAAAUAAAAUUUGACUUGCCCCUCCUUUUCUUUAAAAAAAGCAAAUAUUUGGGUUCAAGUGAGGCACUUCAAAUGGAAGUGAAUGGGGCCAAUCCAUAAACGUUAUAAAGUAUAGCCACAAGACGUAACCAAUAUGUGAGAUAAAAUCGCUUUCUAACCUUUUCUGUGCAAAGUUAUAGCCAAUUUUACAACUUUGUCGCCAUGAUGGUAUAAUGUCAACAAACCCUAAAACCUUAAAAUUACUGUAAAAAUUAUGAUUUAAACACUUUACUGCUCAAAUAAUACAUGAGUUUUCACAGAAGAAUUAAUUUUAUUUGUUUAGGGACAAGUCACAAUAAAUAUAUUGUAACAGUAUUUGCUAGAAGCUAAAUUUAAAACACAGUCCCUUGGUGGCAGUUGCAGUGCUGCCCUGGAUAAUUACAAUUGUUUAUUAAUAAUAAUAUUAAUAACAAUAAUAAUAAUUACCCUACACAAAGUUAAACAUUCUAAAAAAUACCACAUACACAGACAACAGAUACAACAUAAUUCAAUCCACAGUCACAUCAAUAUACACAAAUCAUACCAGCUCAAUCUAAUGAUCACAUGACUGUUUUUCUUUCAGCACAUUUAUAAUACCUAAUUUAAAAAAAAAUUAAGUACUACACUCUCUAAUAUUUCUCGACAGUGAAUUCCAAUAUUCUACUGCUCUAACUGAAAAAAAGUUAAUGUAAAGUGUUCUAACAUUAUAAGCUUGACAAUUGUGCCUUUAAACCCUCCAGAAAUUGUCCCCAUUCAUUUCCCGUUGCUUUUUUUAAAGACUAGGAUGGACAAGUCUAAAUAAUUUUUUGUGGUAAUCAACAUUAUGCUACAAAUGCUGUUGAUUAAGCUUAACUUGUAUUAAACCUAGAAUAUUAGGCGUCUUUAAAUCUAGUGAUAUUUCUACCUAAACUACAGUCUAGAUAGGCAGUUCACAAAGUUUAGAGACACAGGCAGGGUGUUUAGAGUUUAAAUUGUGUAUCUGGAGAUAUGUAAAAAUGGGUCAAAAGAGCACCAUUAAUCACUUUGUACGUAUCUGUACCUGUCCAGCUGAACCUCUGCAUUGUAAACAUAGCAGAUUAAUUCAUACAUAAUCAACUUUAGAUAAUGUCAUAAUAUACAGAAAAAAAUUAUUCAAGAAGCUUGUUUUACAAAUGUUUCUUUUUCACAAGACAAAUCCAUACCUGUGACCAUAAUUCACUUGCUGUUUAUUGGAACAUUUUAUAUAUAAUGCAUUGACUCAGGUCAAGAUUAAUAACCUAUUGAAUUAUAACCUAAAAUAUAUAUUCAAGAUCACUUCUCUUUUUUAUGGUGUCACAGUAAUAUAUAUGUUUCUUCUCUCUCACAGAAAUGCAUUGCAUUUUCUUUCUAACUCAUGUACUGAUUUUUGGUACAAAUUAUAACAUGAUAUUAUUGUCUUAAUGAUUUACUGUAUGAAUGGGAAGCUAUGUCCAUGAAUAAGCUAAAUGUACAAUUAAAACAUAUCUUAAACUAGAGUUCUUCAAUAAAUAUUAGAAUACAAAAAUAGAGAUCAAUUCUCAGUGUGUGCUCUGAUAUGUAAUUUGAGAAACCAUUUGAAGAUAUUUGAACACCUAAUAUGGGUUUCUUGUCGCAUGCUAUGCUGUACAAAUAACCUGAGAUUAUCAUUACAAAUUCAAAACCUUCUCUCUCUUCAGAAACAGCCUAGCCAAAUGUUAUAUUCGAUUAUGGCCUUGAAAUAAUCCUUAUCUGAAUCAUCAAAACCUCUUUCUACCCUUACAAGUCACAAAUAAUUGGUAAGCUUAUUAGUGUACAUUAGGCAAUGCAUAAAGUAUUUCGCUGAGACAAGCCUUUCUUAGAAUUUGUUCCCAAUUGAUCCUUUUUCCUAGGUCCCUUUUCCAAUUAUCCUACUCUUGUGUUUAAAGAUGUUGUUUUGAAACCAUAUAUUUACUAGUUUCAAGUAAGUAUGUUUACCUUUUCCAAGUAUUCUACUCUUGUGUUUAAAGAUGCUGUUUUGAAACCAUAUAUUUACUAGUUUCACAGUAUGUGACACAAUGUCAGUGUAUAAAAUACUUUUCAAUGAUAUGAACAUCCUGACUCUUUAAAAACAGUAUAUGUGCUUUAUAUCAACAUUCUAAACACUAUCCAGAUUAUGCCACAUUAAAUUGAUUUAUUUUCUUAGAUUGCAGUGCAGUUAUCACAAGUUUUUCAUAGUUCCUGUUAUAUUAAGCUAAUCAAACAAUUAAAAAGUCUUCAUCAUCAAGGUGAGAGACUUUUCUGUGGAGGUCUUAACAUUUCCUUUGAGAAGUCACAUCAACCAAUUUGUCAGCAAAGGGUAGAAGUAUAAAUUAUCUGUAAAAAAGCUGUAUAAAUUGAUAUCUCAAAUCAGGACGAACCUGCUGACAAGGAAAUGUAUUUCACUGCAACAUCAAGAUGUUCAAUAAGGUCUUAAAAGGUUAAUUCGAAUUCUUCCAAGUUUUGACUUAUUCUAAUCCUAAUGAUCAGGAUAAAAAGUUAUCUUACCUCUCUCUGUCAGCACAGUCACUGGAUUUGAUGUGAUUUAUUGAAUUGUGUUGAAUUGUUGUGAUGAGGCAGUGUCACCACCUUUUUCUUCUUUUUCAUCCAAAUUGGCCAAGACUGUGUAAUAGUAAUUCAAUAAACA